This is a messenger RNA of Elephantulus edwardii (Cape elephant shrew), 975 nucleotides long. RefSeq names its product cysteine and histidine-rich domain-containing protein 1-like. The record is from RefSeq and is a predicted model, not a curated record. NCBI's taxonomy places the organism in Eukaryota, Metazoa, Chordata, Mammalia, Macroscelidea, Macroscelididae. The annotation marks the transcript as partial. Gene Ontology annotation, molecular function: zinc ion binding. The transcript is spliced from 11 exons. Gene Ontology annotation, biological process: centrosome duplication.
UUACUUGUAACGGUGAGGGGAAACAAAGGUAUGGCCCUCCUGUGCUACAACCGGGGCUGUGGCCAACGCUUCGAUCCCGAAACCAAUUCGGACGAUGCUUGCACUUAUCAUCCAGGGGUUCCAGUGUUUCAUGAUGCAUUGAAGGGUUGGUCUUGCUGUAAGAGAAGAACAACUGAUUUUUCUGAUUUCUUAAGCAUUGUAGGCUGUACAAAGGGGAGACAUAAUAAUGAGAAACCUCCUGAGCCAGUAAAACCUGAAGUCAAGACCACUGAGAAGAAAGAAUUAUCUGAAUUGAAACCCAAAUUUCAAGAACACAUCAUUCAAGCCCCUAAGCCAGUAGAAGCCAUUAAAAGACCAAGCCCAGAUGAACCAAUGACAAAUUUGGAAAUAAAAAUAUCUGCCUCCCUCAAACAAGCACUUGAUAAACUUAAAUUGACACCAGGAACAGAAGAAAAGAAAGAAGAAGAAAGUGGUGAAAUUAAGAUUGGGACCUCAUGUAAAAAUGGAGGCUGUUCAAAGACAUACCAGGGUCUAGACAGUCUAGAAGAAACCUGUAUAUAUCAUUCUGGAGUACCUAUUUUCCAUGAAGGGAUGAAGUACUGGAGCUGUUGUAGAAGAAAAACUUCUGAUUUUAAUACAUUUUUAGCCCAAGAGGGAUGUACAACAGGGAAACACAUGUGGACUAAAAAGGAUGCCGGGGGGAAAGUUGUUCCAUGUAGACAUGACUGGCAUCAGACUGGGGGUGAAGUCACCAUUUCAAUAUAUGCUAAAAAUUCACUUCCAGAACUUAGUCGAGUAGAAGCAAACAGUACGUUGUUAAAUGUGCUCAUUGUAUUUGAAGGAGAGAAAGAAUUUCAUCAAAAUGUGAAAUUAUGGGGCGUGAUUGAUGUGAAGCGAAGCUAUGUAACGAUGACUGCCACAAAGAUUGAGAUCACCAUGAGAAAAGCUGAGCCUAUGCAGUGGGCAAACCUUGAA